Molecule: messenger RNA, 2936 nt
Organism: Phycodurus eques (leafy seadragon)
Lineage: Eukaryota; Metazoa; Chordata; Actinopteri; Syngnathiformes; Syngnathidae
Gene: mgat1a
Product: alpha-1,3-mannosyl-glycoprotein 2-beta-N-acetylglucosaminyltransferase a
Exons: 4
Coding region: 268-1563 (431 amino acids)
Biological process (GO): protein N-linked glycosylation
Cellular component (GO): Golgi apparatus
Molecular function (GO): alpha-1,3-mannosylglycoprotein 2-beta-N-acetylglucosaminyltransferase activity
Source: RefSeq, a predicted model, not a curated record
GCCCGCCUCACUCUCAAAUUUUCGUCCGGUGUGUUCGCGACCAGAAAGUCAAACUUUCACGUCCAGGGCCGACAAGUUGUCGUUUCUGGGCGGCGUCGCGUCGUCUCCACUCACCUUUUCGACGAAAGAAACUGCUCGGUGGACAAAAUGGCCAAAAAAAGAGGAAAAGACGGUGACAUUUUCCGGGUUAUGCUGGAUUUCGAGGACAUCAGUUGACGGGGCAAGCCAGCUAAAGCCUCUUUGUGUGUGGUUUAAUUUGGAUGGGCCAUGCGCUGCCAUCGAGGUUAUGUGGUCCUGUGCGUCACCUUGCUGUUCCUCACCUGGAAUGCCGUGCUGGUUUUCCUCCUGCGGGGCAGGUUUCCAGACCAGGAGGGGAAGCGAGGGCCUGACGACUACAACGGUGAAGUGGUGGCCGAAAUGCUGGGCGUGGCUGACAUGUUGGAGGCAGAGCUGGAGAUCCAGAAAAAAAUAUUGACGCAGAUCCAAAACUUCCACCCCGCACUGGGACCCUGGCAGAAGAAGAAGCCGAAGCCGGCGCCACCCCCGGUCCCCAUCUUGGUGAUGGCCUGCAACCGGGUGACGGUGCGGCGCUGCCUGGACAAGUUGCUCCUCCACCGGCCCUCGGCCGAGCGCUUCCCCGUCAUCGUGAGUCAGGACUGCGGCCACACUGGCACGGCUGACGUUAUCCGUUCGUAUGGAAGCGAAAUCAUGCAUCUGAUGCAGCCCAAUCUGGCCGACAUCGACGUGCCGCCGGAGCACAAAAAGUUUCAGGGCUACUACAAGAUCUCCAGACACUACCGCUGGGCUCUCAAGCAAGUGUUCAACAACUACUCAGCUGUCAUCAUUGUGGAGGAUGACCUGGAGGUGGCGCCAGACUUCUUUGAGUACUUCAGCGCCACGCUGCCACUGCUCCAGUCAGACCUGCGCCUGUGGUGCGUGUCUGCGUGGAACGACAACGGCAGGGAAGGCUUUGUGGACCCAGCGGGCUCUCUCCUUCUCUACCGUACCGACUUCUUCCCGGGCCUCGGCUGGAUGCUGCUCCGAGAGCUGUGGGAGGAGCUGGAGCCCAAGUGGCCUGCCGCCUUCUGGGACGACUGGAUGCGUCAGCCGGAGCAGCGCCACGGCCGCCAAUGCAUCCGGCCCGAGAUCUCACGCACGCUGACGUUUGGCCGGCAGGGUGUGAGCCUGGGCCAGUUCUACGACAAGUAUCUGCGAUACAUCAAACUCAACUCUGGCUUUGUGCCUUUCACCCAGCUGGAUCUGACUUACUUGAAGGAGGAUGCAUACAAGAAGAGCUUCCUGGAUGAGGUUUACGCUGCCCCUGUCAUCACUUUUGAUGACAUCCAGAAUGGGGUGCGAGAGGGCAACGGGCCCUUCCGCCUUCAGUACUCCAGCAAGGAAAGUUUCAAAGCAUUUGCCAAAAACCUAGGCAUCAUGGAUGACUUCAAGUCCGGCGUCCCCAGGACCGGCUAUAGAGGCGUCGUCACGUUCUUCUCCAGAGGACACAGGAUCUACAUAGCUCCGCCUCCAGGUUGGACCCAGUACGAUCCCACUUGGAAUUGACUGCUGGCGUGACAAUUUGCCCCCGACCCCUGCUGCGAAUAGCCCAAAAAAAAGAAAAUAGAGUAAAAGGUUUACAAUUGCCUCUCGAUGCCACAAGAUGGUGCCAAAGCAAUUCUUAAAAAUGACAUUUUCAGUUUAGUUUUUCCUUAAAGAAAAACAAAUUUAUGCUUAUAAGAUCUUAUAUUACUACUAUUGUUUUUCAAGAAAAGAGAAAACUUUUGAGAAAAAAUUAUUUCUCUCUAUUUUGGCCUGAGCAAGUGAAGCAAUGUAUAAGAAAAUGCAGAGGGUGAAACACAAAAACGCAGGGAUUCAGGUUUAUUUUUUUCUUUAAGUCUAGUUCAGUGUAUCGCAACUUUUUUUGAGCCACAUGCUUGACAGAAAGAUAUGUCACAAAAAGGAUGCACAGGUUAUGCAACUUCUUUUAUAGAGCACUUUAAAAAACAAACAAACCUGUACCAAAGGUGCUGUACAUAUCGAACAUAACAUGAAACAUUCAUUCAUUUUCCGUACCACUUAUCCUCACAAGGGUCGCGGGCGUCCUGGACCCUAUCCCAGCUAUCUUCGGGCAAGAGGCGGGGUACACCCUGAACUGGUCGCCAGCCAAUCGCAGGGCACAUAUAAACAAACAACCAUUUGUACUCACAGUCACACCUAUGGGCAAUUUAGAGUUUUCAAUUAACCUACCAUGGAUGUUUUUGGGAUGUGGGAGGAAACCGGAGUACCCGGAGAAACCCCACACAGGCCACGGGGAGAACAAGCAAACUCCACACAGGCGAGGCUGGAUUUGAACCCGGGUGCUCAAAACUGUAAGACAGAUGUGCUAACCAGUCAUGCGUGCCGCCACAAUGAAACACAACUCAAUUUAAAAAAAAAAAAAAAAAAAUGAAAUACGUGUGUUCCCUUCACCUUGGCAUUUAGCAAGCAGGAGGUCCAGAGUUUUAUUCCAUUUCCAUUUUAUUCUGUUUUGCAGAUGUAUGAAGUUGUUAGAUGAAAAGAGAUUCAAUUUCCAGUAGCACACCUAGAGAUGUUAAAUGACACACUGGUUGGGAAUCACUUCUCAUCACUGGUCUAGCUCAUAAUGGCUUGAUGCCUGUGCACUCAGGAUUUUUUUUCCCAUGUAAUGUUGCCUUUGCUUUACUCAACUGCUGUAAUUAGUGAUCUAUUUUUGUAUACAAUUUCAAAGAGUGCCACUUUAAAUUAUUUGCAAACAUCUGUUGGACUUAUUUAUGUCUGGUACAAAUAGGAGCUUUCAACAUUGGUGCUGGUUGUGAAUUCUGCUGUUCGAAUGUGACCAUGUCAAAUUAUUCUGAUGUUCAGCAUUCAAUGUUGUAGAAUGCAAACCAGAACAUUUAUUUUGUAAUAAUAAUAAAAGU